AUGGAGGGACUACCAAAUGAACUGCUCCUCCAAAUCUUCGGCUACCUGCACACCCCGCCAGUCACAGACUUCAGUUCACCACCCGUAGCCGAUCGCUCGCCAGAUCUCCAUGUCUUGAGUCGCGUCUCUCGAAGACUAAGAGAUGUUGCCGCGCCGCUCGUCUACGAAUUCAUAGAGAGAGUAGGUGAUGUGGACAGUUUGGCCUAUCGUCAGCUACCACAAACCUUGCUCAACAAUAUGGAGCUGUGCCGGUACAUUAAGAGUAUAAGACUGAAAACGGAGGACGGCUUUGAAGCCGGCGACUUUUGGGCGGGCCACGUCAUGCUUUCGGGAAACGAGAGCGGGGACGAGGAGCGAGUGGAUUACAAUGAAAGACACUGUCGCUAUCAAAAGCGACGUCCGCGUGACGCACAAGAGAGCGAUGAAAAGAGAGGUGAUGAACAAGUGGAAGAACUGCCAACUGAUAUCCCAGGGCACUACAAAUGGCUUGCCAAGCUCAUCUCAGUCAUGGACAAUGAUCCAAAACAUGCUGACGAUCAAGAUCUUCUUCAGCGAGCUAUCCUCGGUGAAGAUGUACUACUUACACCAUGUGUCCUCUCUGCACCUAAUCUGGAGCGCCUCUGGAUUCGCUUACCCAAAUUACAGUUGGACGGGAAUUACACAAGCUUCUUGCUGAACAGCCUCUCCUAUAGUGCUCACACGGGUGGAUUUGAAAAGCUCAAAGUCCUUCAUCUUGACGUGUACCAAAGUGGCCUCGAAUGGUCAGUCAGCCAUGUGCUGCCUUUCUUCCGUCUUCCCAAUCUGGUCGAUCUCACGCUUGGAAAUUGCGGUAGCGUGAGCUUUAACAUCGACUACAAUAACAGAAACAUGGAUAUCGAUGACUAUCAAUAUCAGUUCGAGGCGGUGUAUCAUGAAUAUGGCGUCCAUAGGAAUAUGAUGCCAGAUAAGAACGACACGGCGUUCAUAGGAGAGCCCUGGGUAUGGCCUCUUCGCACGUCUUCCAUCACUAGGCUAUCGCUACUAUCUCCGCGUGUCAGUGGAUCGAUAAUAGCAAACAUGCUACUUGCAUGCAAAGCCAUCACUGAGUUCGAAGUGGUAAUGCCCUACAAGCAUGCACCUUUUGACAUUACGUUCUACGAGGACGUUGGUACAGCCCUUCUUGGACAUAGCGAUACUCUUGUGAAAUUGUCACUUGGGGAUCAACUGGCAAUCAUCAAGCGUCAUCAUCGUUGCAGUCCAGGCGAAUUCCGCAUCGGCUCCUUGUUGACUUCGCUCAAGUCCUUACGAAUCAAUCCCUACACCAUUCUCGGCUACGACUCUGUACGUUGGUAUACAACCGAUACGUCCCUUGUAUUAUCAGACGCUCUUCCAGACACGAUUGAACAUUUGUGGCUUGACCUAGCCUGCAGUCCAUUCGGUAAACCUUUCGACCCAUAUAUCAGAGGUCUGUUAGAAGCUCGUCGAAAUGGUCGGUUUCUUCAUUUGAAAAGUAUCCAUGUGUACUGGUACAAGAAGUUGUUUGGUGCUUUUGAUCGUAUAACUAGCUACCUCAACCACCUGUUGUACAUCCGUCAAGAGGUGUCGUUGCAUGCACCCGCUAUCAGCUUCGAUAUCUCUCUGCGAGCGGAUUGUCACACUGCGGGACUCGCGGACGGUGGCCUAGAAGAAUUAACUGAUGUCACGAAAUUCCGGUACACGCCCCCACUGGACAACUGUCGCAGAUAUGACGUGGAUCAUAAAGAUGGCCGGCGACAUUAUGUUGAAGGUUCUACAUGCAAGAUAUUUCCUAGGACACCACAAGAGAUGCAAGACGACUUAGAUCACGGUUACUGGGGAAGUUGGUACUGUAGUUAA
Molecule: messenger RNA, 1854 nt
Organism: Alternaria burnsii
Lineage: Eukaryota; Fungi; Ascomycota; Dothideomycetes; Pleosporales; Pleosporaceae
Exons: 2
Coding region: 1-1854 (617 amino acids)
Molecular function (GO): protein binding
Source: RefSeq, a predicted model, not a curated record